AUGGUGGUGGGUCACAUCACCCGCACCCCCGGGGGGAUCGCCUCUCCUGGAUCGCGGCUCUUUGGGAUCUUCCAGGGAUCUCCCGCCGCGGGGAUCCGCCCAGCCCCGCCCCAGGGAGACCGGCUAGGAUCCGCUUGGAGCGGGAUCCGCUUGGAGCGGGAUCCGCUUGGUGCUGGAUCACGGGGGAUGUCCCUGGAGUGGGAUCCACUCUGUGCCGGGGCUCAGGCAGCUCCGCUGGGAUCCGAGGGCUGGCUGGGGGAGCUGCCGUCGCGCCAGGACCCAGCCAGCCAGGAGGCCAUGCUGCGGGUGCUGGAUGCGGGGCUGGAGCGCUGCCUGGCGCUGCACUCGGCCGUGCAGUGCAUCCCCGUGCCCCGGCACAGGAAGCUCUCGGGCAAGGCAGGCAUUGAUGAGGUGAUGGCAGCCGCGGUGCUCACCAGCCUCUCCGCCAGCCCGCUGGUGCUCGGGCACCCACCGGCCACUCAUGCCCCAGAGCCUGGCAGCGAGGUCUGGAAGGAGGCUCCUGCCAUGUCCUCCAGCUGCAGCAGCAGCAGCAACACCAGCGGGGACUGGAGCUGGGACCCCUCCAGUGACCGAUCCACCCCCUCCACCCCGUCACCCCCCCUCUCCAGCCACGUCCCCAGCACCUUCCUGCCCGGCCCACUGCCGGAUGAGGGCCCUGAUGAGCCCGACAGCACCCACUUCGUCUUUGGAGAGCCCACCCCACGGAAGAGGAAGAACUCCACCAAGGUGAUGUUCAAGUGCUUGUGGAAGAGCUGCGGCAAAGUCCUCAGCAGCUCCUCAGGGAUGCAGAAGCACAUCCGAACCAUGCACCUUGGCCGGAAAGCCGACUUGGAGCAGAGCGAUGGCGAGGAGGAUUUCUACUACACGGAGCUGGACGUGGACGUGGACGCGCUGACCGACGGGCUCUCCAGCCUCACUCCGGUCUCUCCCACCUCCUCGGUGCCUCCCGCCUUUCCCGGCCCCGAGGCUCCUCCGCCACCAGUGCUGCCCAUCCUCGACCUGGCCCUGGCCUCCCCCUGCAGCCCCCCGGCCCCACCUGGCCGCUGCCACGUCCACACUGACCACGCGUACCAGGGCUGCCGGACCCCCCCACGACCACCACUGUCCCCCACUGUCCCCACCCUGCCACCACCCAAGCCACCGGCCGUGCCCAGGCGGCCGCGGGGAGAGGCCAAGAAGUGCCGCAAGGUGUACGGCAUGGAGCACCGGGAGAUGUGGUGCACGGCGUGCCGCUGGAAGAAGGCCUGCCAGCGCUUCCUCGACUGACGGAGCCCCGCCGCUCCCUCCUUCUUGCACAUUUUGCACUCGAGGUGCCUUCGCGCCCCCCCGGCCGCCCCCCCGGACUCAGGGAACG
This is a messenger RNA of Pseudopodoces humilis (Tibetan ground-tit), 1375 nucleotides long. The record is from RefSeq and is a predicted model, not a curated record. NCBI's taxonomy places the organism in Eukaryota, Metazoa, Chordata, Aves, Passeriformes, Paridae.